UAGGAGAAGAAGACAAACCGCAGACAAACAACAAGAAGUGAAACUUCAAAACCGAAAAGGAAAAAAAACUGGAAAAUCCUUUUAAACGAAGGAAUUUAAUUUUAAAUGGCCUAAAAAUGUCGGCACUGUUUGCUGCUUAGUUCGCGUAAUAGUGUUAUUCUGUGCCCGGUGGUGAAAGAUUGCUGGAAAAUGUCGAAUGAGAUAAGUUUUGUGGUGUCGUAAUUAGAUUAAGGCUGUUCCCCAGCAUCAGCAGCAAAAUAAACUCCUGUCCUACCGCUGGUCGACCCAACAAACAACAUUCAAGCUGAGGCGAAAAUCGGACCACCCACCGCAGCGUCACCAUCCUAUGAGCAUGAACAAGAUUCUUCUGGUGCUGAUCAUUGCCAGCGGCUUCCUGCUGAUAAUCUACGCCAACAGCAGUAUCUUCAAUCGGCGGAAUAUUCUGAUGAUUUUCCAGAAAACGGACGGCUACGGCGGGAGCGGCUUCGACCAUCAUCCGGAAGUGUUAGAUAACAACGGUGGUGGUGGCGGAGGAACGGCAGCGAGGGUGGCACAUUUGGUGGGCGCAGGUGGCGGUGGUGGUGGUGCUGGUGGCUCUGGGUCGAUCCGAUUCGGCGAACUGAAAAGGGUCAAGUACGUUCCGAAGGAGAACAAUGCCACCGAGUAUAACAUCUUUGUGAUCUACACCAAGGAGAGUCAGAACUCGAACCUGCGGGACAAGUUUGAGCUGUUUUUGAAAAGCUUGCUCAAAUAUACAACGAUUCCGAUCCACCUGCAUGUGAUAACGGACGAGCAGAGCGAAACGUCCGCUGAGGAGCUGAUCCGGGAGCAGAUUGCCCACUACCGGAAGGUGGUUUUCUACACGCUGUACGAUGUGAAGGAUUGCGCGGAGAAAACGAGCGACAUCGUGAAGAACAUGCUGCCGCUGUUCAAUUAUAAGACGGGAAGCUACUACAGCGACGCUCUGUUCUUGAUCUCGCUCGGCUUGCACCGGAUCGUAGACGUGAACAUGAAACGGGCGAUCAUCAUCGAUUGCGACGUGGUGUUCCGUUCGUCCGUCAAGGACCUGUUCGACGAGUUCAACCGUUUCAGUUCGGAUCACUUGUUCGGCCUAGCACCGGAGCUGACUCCGGUCUACCUGCACAUCCUGUUCAAAUAUCGAGCACAGAAUCCGCACACACUGUUCGGCACACCGUACUAUCUGAACAAAACGGCCAUCGGAAACUCGGUGGGCGGUUUCUUCAGCCGAACGGCUAAGAAAACCAAGCACGGCUAUCCGGGGCUGAACUCCGGAGUGGUCAUGCUCCGGCUGGAUCGCAUCCGGCAGUCGCGACUGUACGAGGAGAUCAUCAAGCAGGAAUCGGUCAAGAACAUGGUCGAGAAGUAUGCCUUCAAGGGUCACCUGGGCGAUCAGGACUUCUACACGCUGAUGGGUUUUGAGUUCCCGGGGCUGAUCUACCGGUUGGACUGCGUGUGGAAUCGCCAACUGUGCACCUGGUGGAAGGAGAACGGCUACGGUAAGGUAUUCGAUAGUUAUUUUCACUGUGAGGGGGCAAUUAAGUUGUACCACGGGAACUGCAAUACCCGGGUUCCGGAAUGAGUUGGUACAAAAAGGGGGGAAAGCUCGCAUUUACUCUUGCCAUAUCGCUGUAGGAAGUUUUUGUUGGUUCUUCAAAUUCAUACGCGCUUAAGGGCAACUUCAUUGGUGGUUGGUUUCCCAAUUAUUAUUUCCUUCUGAAACUCUAGGUAUGAAAAACAAACCACCAGUGAAGUUACUCUAUCUACAUAUACUAUAAUAUCGUCCAUGAAGCAAAUUUGAAACGAAAAAUUUGGCAAUACCCAUCUCGUACCCUAUAAAACGCUUCCAGAACUAUUGUAAGGUGUACCCACUUAGACAAAACAUUGUUCUCUUCUUAUCCUCUCUAAACAAAACAAAAACAUUCCACUUUUGUGAUCUCAUUUUUAAAAAAUGAUCUGUUUUAAUUUUAACAAAAAACGUACAUUCAUACUAGAGCAUUAAGUGUACUAAUUUUUAAGCUAUUUAACUCUUAAUUCAAAACACAAUGUUUUAACACCCAGCUUCCACUUCUGUUGCAAUAUCCUACUACAACCUACGACGUCGAAUCAAAUUCCAGAUGAAAUCUAUUGAUUUCGAGAGGGAAAAUCUAUUUUUCCGGUUUAUUCUCGUUUUCUGUACUUCGUUAAGUGUUACUUAUUUUGAAUGAUUUUAUUUAGAGUUUAGGUUUUUCGCUGGCUAACAGCGCAGAUAUACGUACCCCCAAGAUACGUGUUUAGUUAAGAAACUUUUUAUAGUGCAAGCUCACGUUAGUGCUAAGUAGGAGUUUUGUUUCAAACGAAAACGACGCAAUGAUAAUAAACGAAGGUAGAAGAUAACAUUAAGGGAAUGAGCAAUUUCGUCUAUCCGUGUGUAGAGCGGGACCGCGUCUCGCUGGAUGUUGUUACGUUGAGCGGCCACGAGGUGAACUACUGGUCGCAGUUAGAUGGACAUUAUUAUACAAACGUGUUAAGGAAACCAACAAUAUAAUCGACUGCAAUUAGUUUUUUUUUUUUCAUUUAGUGAACAGCAGUAGUGUUGAGGAAUUGAAAUAAGAACGGUGACUAUAAUACACCGACGAAAUUAUAUAUGCAGAAGGAAUUGAAUAUAGAUUUCUUUUUUGAAAUUAGACAUAAA
Aedes albopictus (Asian tiger mosquito) is the source of this 2692-nucleotide messenger RNA. Its product is annotated as xyloside xylosyltransferase 1. Gene Ontology annotation, molecular function: xylosyl alpha-1,3-xylosyltransferase activity. Gene Ontology annotation, cellular component: endoplasmic reticulum membrane. NCBI's taxonomy places the organism in Eukaryota, Metazoa, Arthropoda, Insecta, Diptera, Culicidae. Gene Ontology annotation, biological process: protein O-linked glycosylation via N-acetylgalactosamine. The coding region runs from base 347 to 1600 and encodes 417 amino acids. The transcript is spliced from 2 exons. The record is from RefSeq and is a predicted model, not a curated record.